Molecule: messenger RNA, 1768 nt
Organism: Saccoglossus kowalevskii
Lineage: Eukaryota; Metazoa; Hemichordata; Enteropneusta; Harrimaniidae
Product: N-fatty-acyl-amino acid synthase/hydrolase PM20D1-like
Biological process (GO): lipid metabolic process; amino acid metabolic process
Molecular function (GO): hydrolase activity, acting on carbon-nitrogen (but not peptide) bonds, in linear amides
Source: RefSeq, a predicted model, not a curated record
AUGGCGACGAAGAAGACUAGAUCACAUAGUGUUUUCAGCAAGAUUUGUACAUAUCUGGGAGCAGUGUUCAUUUUUUUAGCCAUUAUUGUCACAAUAAGAACGCUGACUUUUCCUUCGAGACAACAAAUUGUACAAGAAUGUGCUCCGUACGAUACAGAUUUCAUCGCAGCAGACGACAGACUCAAGCGAAACCUACAGCGGGCGAUCGCCAUUGAAACCAUAUCGUACGGCCAGCAAAAGCAAAAUGAUGCCGAACUAGCAAAAUUCGGCACAUUUUUAGGAGAAGUAUUUCCAGCGAUACAUUCAUCUCCACUUGUGAAGCGAGAAGUUGUAGCUAACUACAGUCUACUAUACACUGUAGAAGGAACAGAUAAAAACUUACAGCCUUACAUGCUAGCGGCUCACAUGGAUGUGGUACCUGUAGCGGGACAGAAAUGGGACUAUCCUCCUUUUCAAGGUAAAGAAGUAGAUGGUUUCAUCUAUGGGAGAGGAACUGUUGAUGACAAACAUUGUCUGAUGGGUAUACUAGAAGCAUUGGAGUUCCGGCUACAGAGAGGAGAAAAACCAAAAAGGACAGUUUAUAUUGCAUUUGGACAUGAUGAAGAGAUCUCCGGAACUGUAGGUGCUAAAACUAUCUCACAAAUAUUGCAGUCAAGAAAUGUGGACAUUGAAUUUAUUAUUGAUGAAGGGACAGUUAUCUUAGAUGGCAUUGUACCCAUGGUAGACAAACAUGUAGCAAUGAUUGGUGUAUCAGAGAAAGGCUACUUGACGCUGAGGGCUGUGCUGAAUACCACCAACACAGGCCAUUCUUCAAUGCCACCAAUGCGCAGUACAAUUGGUGAAUUAGCAAAAGCAAUUACAAGAUUGGAAUCAAAUCCUCUGCCUAUUGUGUUUGGUAAAGGACCAGAAGUGGCAAUGUUUGAAGAUUUAGCUCCUGAGAUGAAUAUUUUUGGACGUAUUGUGAUGACAAAUCUAUGGUUAUUUUCACCCAUUAUUAGUUAUGUAUUAUCUUUGAAACCCAGUACCAAUGCUAUCAUAAGAACAACCACUGCAGUAACAAUAAUCUCUGGAGGAAUGAAGGAGAAUGUUCUUCCUUCAUCUGCUGAAGUCACCAUUAAUCAAAGAAUUCAUCCCGCUCAGACAGUUAAAGAGGUCUAUGACUAUGACUAUCAGAUUAUGAGUGAAGUAAUCCCUGAUGGAUAUAACUUGCACUUUGAAGUGAUUAAUUCAUUAGAACCAAGUCAUACAUCGCCUCAUGAUGAACAUAGUUUUGGUUAUUAUACAAUAAGUAAAAGUCUUAGACAAGUAUUUCCUAAUAUUCUGGUGUCUCCAGGUUUAAUGUUAGCGAACACAGACACCAGACAUUAUUGGAAUCUCACUAAAAGUAUCUACAGAUUUGCACCAGCCAUUAUGAAACAGUCUGACUUACCACGUAUUCAUGGGAGUAAUGAAAGAAUUUCAAUCCGGAAUUACGAACAAGUGGUGAAUUUCUACUAUCAUUUAAUGGUUAAUGCUGAUGAGAGUGCCACCCACUUACCACAUUCACAUUCUUCUGAACUCUAAUCCGAUGAAUCAGGAGAGUAUGUGGUAACAAAAUAACAGUAGAUGAAUAUAUCAAAACCGUAUUUGCUUAUUAGAAGUGCAUCUCCAAUAAAAAUGCAUGUGAACAGUAGUAUUUGAUAUGCUGGGUUUAUAAAAUAUGACCUAGUUUGACCUAGGUCACCUUUGCAAAAACCUGUCAGCAUGUAAAAUAAGUUGCUACUUAACU